Molecule: messenger RNA, 1548 nt
Organism: Cavenderia fasciculata
Lineage: Eukaryota; Evosea; Eumycetozoa; Acytosteliales; Cavenderiaceae
Exons: 3
Coding region: 1-1548 (515 amino acids)
Source: RefSeq, a predicted model, not a curated record
AUGGAUCAGCCAAAGAGAACAAUAUUAUUUGUUGUUUCACAUUCAAACGAGUUUCAUGAGAUGAACAGCAGUACUGGUUGUACGCAAAAACCAAAGAAGAAGAUCUUUAAAGCGAUCAAAGGCUUUAAAAGACCACUAGAAUUGUCUGUUGUAGAUACUGUUGGUUUAGCUGACCCCCAACAAGAAAAUGAAAAGAUCUUUAGAAAUAUUGGUGAGACAUGUCAUUCAUUAAGAACAACUGGUAUCAAUCAAAUUAUAUUUGUGACAAAGGAUAGAUUUGAUACUUGUGAAUUGGCAUGCUUCCAAUUAGUUAUCAAGACUUUGUUUGCAGGUGAUGGUGAUGACAAGGAGGAGCUUGACAAGUGUCUCAAACAUACCACCAUCAUUAGAACUGGAACAACCUUUUUCAAGGACGAAGCCAAAUGUAAAAAGGAUCUAGAGGGUCUUAAAAACUCUGAUCCUUUUAUGAAAGAGAUGAUUGAAAAGUGUAACGCCUUUAUAUAUGUAAACAAUCCACCAGACAAUGCUGCAACCAGAGAGGAAUCGAGAACUAAAAUAUUGAACCAUCUCAUUGACAAUUGUUCAAAUUGCUUCUUCCCCAGUCAACUCAAGCAGCUUGCCGGAGAGCUCAAGCCAUCGAUGUCCUUGAAAAAGACAAUUCUCACCAAAUUAAAACUAGCUAAAAAGGAACCAAACUCUGAGGUCAAGACCAAGGAACUCGAAAAAGAAUUGGAAAAGGUUGAAAAGAAAUCAAAUAACAUUCUAAAGAAAAUCAUGGAGUUAAAGAACCCUGGAAUGUUUGAAUUCACAGGCAAUCUAUUCACACAAGCACUCCGCCACUUUGUGGCAAGAGCUAAUUUGGCAAAGACAAUGAAUGGUAGUACACAAUUAGACAACAAACCUGCCAACCCUCCAACAUUAGCAAUAGCACCAACAACAACAACAACUACAACUACAACUACAACACCAGCAGCAGCUUCAGUUAUCAUUGCAACUGCUCCUCCUCCAAAGAAAGAAGAAGAAAAAGAAGAAAAAGAAGUAAAACAAUUAAAGAAAAUAGUUAAAAAGGUAGAGGUUGCUCCUGCUGUUCAGGAAGAAGAAUCGGAUCAAGACUCGUCUGAACAAGAAGAGGAAGAGGAGGAGGAAAAAGUUCCAGAAAAAAAAAUAGUAAAGAAAAUAAUCAAAAAAAAGAUAGUAGCAGCUGCUCCACUCGAGGAUAUAAGCGAUACUCAAUCAGUUGACUCUGAUUUGUCUGGGUCAACUUCAUCGACCACCACACCAACCAAAAAGAAAACAAUCAUUGUCAAAAAGAAAAAAUCAACCACACCAACAACUGCUGUUGAAAACAGCGGUUCUGAUGACUCUAGUAUUGGAAGUGCAGGAGGAGAAUCACCAGUCAUUCUCAGAAGAAAAGAGGCUGCUGACCCAGAUGAAGCAGAAGCCAAACCAAAAAGAAUCGUUAAAAAAAAAGUACUUAAAAAAGUUGUAAAGAAUGUAUCAGUAUCAAAUCUAAAUGAAUCAUUAGAAAAUUGUCAAGUAACAGAAUAA